UGCGGCCGCGCCUGCAGCUGCCCUGGUUACGGUUGGUGUUUGCGAAUUCCUUGUGGCGAUUUCUUCGCUUGAGACUAGCGCCGCCAUGCUCUAGCCGCGGUUCGAUACGCGCGCGCCCGCGUCACGUGGGCCGAGGUUCACUCGCUGUCUCUGGCGGGCGGCUGAGCCAGAAAGAAGGAGCUGUCGCUACCGCUCGCCCUCCCCCUGCGCCCCGGGGCAGGCGCGCGAAUAAAAAUGGCGAAGUGGGGGUAGCCGGCGCCGAACCCGGAGCUAUGGGGCGCGCAGCUGAGGCGGUCGUAGGAGCCUCCUGACGUGGGCGUCGGGCUGUUCUCCGCGGCGGAUCUGACCUGGCGACCUCGGGCCGGUGCCUAACAGGUCAAACCACGGACUCCGCGGGUCGCCGAGGGCCCCACCGAGAGCCGGAGGCAAUGGACGAACAGAGCGUGGAGAGCAUUGCUGAGGUUUUCCGAUGUUUCAUUUGUAUGGAGAAGUUGAGGGAUGCACGCCUGUGUCCUCAUUGUUCCAAGCUUUGUUGUUUCAGCUGUAUCAGGCGUUGGCUGACAGAGCAGAGAGCGCAGUGUCCUCAUUGCCGUGCUCCACUUCAGCUACGAGAACUCGUAAACUGUCGUUGGGCAGAAGAAGUCACACAGCAGCUUGAUACGCUUCAACUCUGCAGUCUCACCAAACAUGAAGAAAACGAAAAGGACAAAUGUGAAAACCACCAUGAAAAACUUAGUGUAUUUUGCUGGACUUGUAAGAAGUGUAUCUGCCAUCAGUGUGCACUUUGGGGAGGAAUGCAUGGUGGACAUACCUUUAAACCUUUGGCAGAAAUUUAUGAGCAGCAUGUCACUAAAGUGAACGAAGAAGUAGCCAAACUUCGUCGGCGUCUCAUGGAAUUGAUCAGCUUAGUUCAAGAAGUGGAAAGAAAUGUAGAGGCUGUAAGAAAUGCAAAAGAUGAGCGUGUUCGGGAAAUUAGGAACGCAGUUGAGAUGAUGAUUGCGCGAUUAGACACGCAGCUAAAGAACAAGCUUAUAACACUAAUGGGUCAGAAGACAUCUCUAACACAAGAAACAGAACUGUUGGAAUCUUUGCUUCAAGAGGUGGAGCAUCAGUUGCGGUCUUGCAGUAAGAGUGAAUUGAUAUCCAAGAGCUCAGAGAUCCUCAUGAUGUUCCAGCAAGUUCAUCGCAAGCCCAUGGCAUCCUUCGUUACCACUCCUGUUCCGCCAGACUUUACCAGUGAAUUAGUACCAUCUUAUGAUUCAGCUACUUUUGUUUUAGAGAAUUUCAGCACUUUGCGCCAGAGAGCGGAUCCUGUUUAUAGUCCACCCCUUCAAGUUUCAGGACUUUGCUGGAGGUUAAAAGUUUACCCAGAUGGAAAUGGAGUUGUGCGUGGCUACUACUUAUCUGUAUUUCUGGAACUCUCAGCUGGUUUGCCAGAAACUUCCAAAUAUGAAUAUCGUGUAGAGAUGGUUCAUCAGUCCUGCAAUGAUCCUACUAAAAAUAUUAUUCGAGAAUUUGCAUCUGACUUCGAAGUUGGAGAAUGCUGGGGUUAUAAUAGAUUCUUCCGUUUGGACUUACUUGCAAAUGAAGGAUACUUGAAUCGACAGAAUGAUACAGUAAUUUUAAGGUUUCAGGUUCGUUCACCAACUUUCUUUCAAAAAUGCCGGGAUCAGCAUUGGUAUAUUACUCAGUUGGAAGCUGCACAAACAAGUUAUAUUCAACAAAUUAACAACCUUAAAGAGAGACUUACCAUUGAGCUGUCCCGAACCCAGAAAUCGAGAGAUUUGUCACCACCAGAUAAUCAUCUCAGCCCCCAAAAUGAUGAUGGCCCUGAGACACGGGCUAAGAAGUCUGGAUCCAGCUCUGACAUGCUUCUUGAGGGUGGCCCGACUCCAGCUUCUGUUAGAGAGGCCAAAGACGAUGAAGAAGAUGAGGAGAAGAUUCAGAAUGAAGAUUAUCAUCAUGAGCUUUCAGAUGGUGAUCUGGAUUUGGAUCUUGUUGGCGAAGAUGAAGUAAAUCACCUUGAUGGCAGUAGUUCCUCGGCCAGUUCAACAGCAACGAGCAACACAGAGGAAAAUGACAUUGAUGAAGAAACUAUGUCUGGGGAAAAUGAUGUGGAAUACAACAACAUGGAAUUGGAAGAGGGAGAACUCAUGGAAGAUGCAGCUGCUGCAGGACCUCCAGGUAGUAGUCAUGGCUACAUGGGCGCUGGUAGUAGAAUGUCAAGAAGAGCUCAUCUGUGCUCUGCCGCUACCAGUAGUUUAUUAGACAUUGAUCCCUUGAUUUUAAUACAUUUGUUGGACCUUAAGGACCGGAGCAGUAUGGAAAACUUGUGGGGCUUACAGCCUCGCCCACCUGCUUCACUUUUGCAGCCCACAGCAUCAUAUUCUCGAAAAGAUAAGGAUCAAAGGAAGCAGCAGGCGAUGUGGCGAGUUCCCUCUGAUUUAAAGAUGCUAAAAAGACUCAAAACUCAGAUGGCUGAAGUUCGAUGUAUGAAAACUGAUGUAAAGCAUACACUUUCAGAAAUAAAAAGCGGCAACGCUGCUUCUGGAGACAUGCAGACAAACCUUUUUUCUGCUGACCAGGCAGCUCUAGCUGCAUGUGGAACUGAAAACUCUGGGAGAUUACAGGAUUUGGGAAUGGAGCUCCUGGCAAAGUCAUCAGUUGCCAGUUGUUACAUACGAAACUCUGCAAAUAAGAAGAGUAAUUCACCCAAGCCAGCUCGGUCCAGUGUAGCAGGUAGCUUAUCACUUCGAAGAGCAGUGGACUCUGGGGAAAACAGUCGUUCAAAGGGAGACUGUCAAACUUUGUCUGAAGGCUCCCCAGGAAGCUCACAGUCUGGGAGCAGGCACAGUUCUCCCCGGGCCUUGACACAUGGCAAUAUCGGUGAUAUUCUGCCCAAAACCGAAGACCGGCAGUGUAAAGCUUUGGAUUCAGAUGCCGUUGUGGUUGCAGUUUUCAAUGGCUUAUCUACUGUUGAGAAAAGGAGGAAAAUGGUCAUCUUGGGGGCUAAUGCUAAAGGAGGUCGUCUGGAAGGAAUACAAAUGACUGAUUUGGAAAAUAAUUUGGAAACUGGGGAGUUACAGCCUGUACUGCCUGAAGGUGCUUCAGCUGCCCCUGAAGAAGGAAUGAGUAGCGACAGUGAUAUCGAAUGUGACACUGAGAAUGAGGAGCAGGAAGAACACAGCAGCAUGGGUGGAUUUAACGACUCUUUCAUGGCACAGCCCCCAGAUGAAGACACAUGUUCCAGUUUUCCUGAUGGUGAACAAAUAGGCCCUGAAGAUCUCAGCUUCAAUACUGAUGAAAACAGUGGAAGGUAAUUGCCAGAUCAAGAGAGCUGACUCCCAAGAUACCCUGACUGCAAAAUUUGCCGUGGUUGGUGCUCAAAUUUUUCAUCAGUCGAAUAAUCAGAUUUGGUCUUACUUUUUCAUCAUCUCUACCAGAAGUAGUAAUUCUGCAACUAUUAGAAAGUGUAUGAGACGGUAGUACAUGGGGGAAAAAAUAAACACUGUGGGAAGGGUUCUUUUUAAUGUAAUGACAUAACAGUGUAGUCCUAGAAAUUAAUUUAGUAAAUUAGUGCAUUCACAAAAGGCAGUCUGCUACAACAGAAGGGUGAUUAAUUGCCAGAAAAUGUACCUAGAGACAGUGCAUGCAUCCAGUAAGCUGCUCAGUGUUGGCGUUCUUCUGUCUUCGGCUAGACGCUCAAUCGUAUUUAAAUGACCACCUUUAUGUUUGGGGUUUUAAUCAACAGUUUAUGGCUUCAUUAGUGCCUACAGAUUAGUGAACAGAAAAACUACAAAUAGAUUCUGCCUUGUGGACACUUUGCUGAAUAACUGAAGUAACACUAAACUGAAUCCCUUCUGUGGAGUAUGUUGACAGACUAAAGUUAGUUAAUUUCUCUUUUCUCACUCCUUCAAGUGUGGACACAUUGUUUAAUGGCGCAUAACGUCUCUGUUGUAUGACUUCUACGAGUGUACUCUUAAGUGAACUAAAUUAACGUGGAUUGGUUAUGUUCCUGGUCACGUGGAUGCGUGCAAGAUCAUUUUGCUUUAUUUAAUUUCUUAGGCCUCUUCCAAAACAACUGUAGUGCAACCCACAUUUUAAAAUCCUCUUUUCUCUUUUAUUAAUUGGACAUUGAUUUCAGUGCCAAUACAUUUAAAGAUUCAUAAAUACUAUAUACAGUGACUCGCAUGGUAGUGAAACUAGCCCUAAAUAAUUGCCAGACUUACCAUUAUGCUCCUGCGUUUGUGUUUGAGCUGCUAUAUCGUUAGAUGGAAGUUGACUGAGAGACAGUUGAAAAAGCAUGAAUAUAUACAUGUGAGAGACAUCGCCUCUGCUUAUAUUUUACUUAAUGAAAAUUGUUCACCUUCCCAUGUCUGGUGUCUUGCUGAAUGCUGUGAUUCAUGGUUUACUCUUGUUCAAAACAGUUUGCACUUUUUGUUAAUAAAAGGAACUUGGGAAAAUAUUAUGCCUCUGCAAUUUAUUGAAAGUGGAACUAGAAGCCUUUUUUUCCCCUCGUCAUACUGCCUGUUGUGACGGAGGCUGU
Loxodonta africana (African savanna elephant) is the source of this 4546-nucleotide messenger RNA. It is a transcript of the gene TRIM37, whose product is annotated as tripartite motif containing 37. The record is from RefSeq and is a predicted model, not a curated record. The transcript has 24 exons. Gene Ontology annotation, cellular component: peroxisome; aggresome. Gene Ontology annotation, molecular function: ubiquitin protein ligase activity; zinc ion binding; ubiquitin protein ligase binding. Bases 429 to 3320 code for a protein of 963 amino acids. NCBI's taxonomy places the organism in Eukaryota, Metazoa, Chordata, Mammalia, Proboscidea, Elephantidae. Gene Ontology annotation, biological process: protein autoubiquitination; negative regulation of centriole replication.